Messenger RNA from Abrus precatorius (Indian licorice), 2322 nucleotides. Its product is annotated as transcription factor PIF1-like. Gene Ontology annotation, molecular function: protein dimerization activity; DNA-binding transcription factor activity. NCBI's taxonomy places the organism in Eukaryota, Viridiplantae, Streptophyta, Magnoliopsida, Fabales, Fabaceae. Gene Ontology annotation, biological process: regulation of DNA-templated transcription. The transcript is spliced from 9 exons. The coding region runs from base 291 to 1829 and encodes 512 amino acids. The record is from RefSeq and is a predicted model, not a curated record.
GGAAAAAAGAAAAGAAAUAAUUAAUGGAAACCGUCAAAAAUCGCUUUCGUCCUUUAGCUUCUUCCCAUUAUUCGGAGAGAUGCCUUAUCUUUCUUCGUCUUCAACCCAUAUUAACAUAAACACAAAGAAGAAGAACCCCAGCUUCAGCUACCACCCAACCCAACAGAUCAGACACUCUUCCCUGCACCCUAAAACUCAAAUGAUAUACUAAUUCAUUUCAAGAGUAAUAUAUAUUUCGCCAUAGAAUUCAAGCAACAAAUAAAUCUUCACUUACUAUGCAAUAAGGCAAAAUGAAUCACUGUGUUCCAGAUUUCGAAAUCGAAAUGGAUGACGAUGAAGAUUACUCAACUCCAGUCUCGAAGAAACCCUCCACGCAAAACAACGAGAUCAUGGAACUGUUAUGGCACAACGGCCAGGUCGUGAUGCAAAGCCAAAACCAAAGACCGUUCAGAAAACCGCCACCGCCGGACACCAAAGCCGGCGACGGCGCCAUUCCGGCGAAGGAGAUUCGAUCUUCCGAAGCACAAAAUUACAGUAACCAACACCUCUUCAUGCAAGAAGACGAAAUGGCUUCGUGGCUUCACUAUCCAAUCAAUGAAGAUCCUUCUCCCUUCGAUCAUCACGAUUUCUGCGCCGACAUACUCUACCCGCCGCAAAACGUUGCCGGGAGCCAGAAUCACAACAGCGCCGCCAUUCGAACGGAGGAGCUCCGACAUCCGCCACCACCGGUGGCUCCUCGACCUCCGAUUCUGCCGGCGAGACGGCCGGAGCAGGCGGCGAACAGGAUACAGAACUUCGCGUACUUCUCGAAGCACAGCAAUGCUAGGGCGGAGCCGCGACCGUCGUCGAGUUCGAAAGCCGCGGCGGCGCAACCGAAGGUGGUGGAAUCGAGCGACACGACGGUCGCGACGGCGGGGCACGCGGAAACCGGUUGCGCCGCUGCGGGGAAAGCGGCGGCGGCGUCUAGCGGCGGAAGGGAGACGGGGACGUGCGAUUUGACGUUGACGUCAUCGCCGGGCGGUUCGAGCGGAAGUGCUGAACCGGUUCAGAGGGAAACGGUGGUGGACCGGAAGAGGAAGGGAAGGGAACAGGAGGAAUCGGAGUUUCAGAGCGAGGAUGUUGAUUUUGAAUCUCCGGAAACCAAAAGACAAGCUCGUGGUUCUACAUCUACAAAGAGAUCUCGUGCUGCAGAGGUCCAUAAUCUCUCUGAGAGGAGGCGUCGAGAUAGAAUUAAUGAAAAGAUGAGAGCUUUGCAAGAACUUAUACCUCGGUGCAACAAGUCUGACAAAGCUUCAAUGCUGGAUGAAGCAAUUGAAUACUUGAAGUCACUGCAGAUGCAAGUGCAGAUGAUGUCCAUGGGAUGUGGCAUGGUACCUAUGAUGUUUCCGGGAAUCCAGCAGUACAUGCCACCAAUGGGAAUGGGGAUUGGCAUGGGUAUGGGCAUGGAUAUGGGAAUGAACAGACCAGUAAUGCCAUUUCCCAAUAUGUUAGCAAGUUCAACUUUGCCAGCAGCAACUGCAGCUACUCAUUUGGGACCAAGGUUCCCUAUGCCUCCUUUCCAUAUGCCCCAUGUACCAAUCACGUCUGAUCCAUCCAGAAUGCAAGCAGCAAAUCAGUCAGAAAAUAAUAAUAUGCAGCUUAACUCACUUGGUACACUGGAUCCGGAUCAAUCACGUAUCCCAAACUUCACUGAUCCUUAUCAGCAAUACCUCGGUCUUCAACAGGUGCAGUUACAAUUGAUGCAGGCAAUGAACCAACCAAAUGUUAGCAAGCCAAGUACCAGCAGGGGCCAAGAGAAUCCAGAGAAGCAUCAAUCAGAAGAAACAUGAUUGGCUGAUAUUUACAAUCUAGCGCUGACAAUUCAAAUGGUGCGUGCUGCUCACUAUUGGAUCGCUGGUACCAGUAACUCUCACAUUAGGAGAUUGUAAGUCUGCAGUGAUAGUGAACAAAACACGGAUAACUAUCAUUAACAAAGAACUUGUGCACAUGGCAGGUUCAAUUUUCCGACAUCUAGACAAAAGCUGCUAAGUGGUGUAAUGUGUGAGAACUAACUUUUUAGCAGUUCUCAUUAGCAAUCUAAUCUACAAACGGCUAACAUGUAAAAACAUGUAAAUUAUUUCCACCCUCAGAGUAUUUUUGCCCUCUUCUUUUUGCCAUGUAGACUUAAAAAGUUCUUACUAUUUUAGAGAUUAUUUAUUAUGGGAAGUAUAGUUCUUUAUACAGUCUCCAAUAAACAUCGAAUCCCUUUCUGUUUAGUUUGGAUUGGAUUCAUAUUCAUGGUCUGCUCUCCAUUUACUAUUUACUAUCAAUAUUUUUUUCGGC